AUGGUUGCAACUUCGGUCUCCCAAGCCCCGUGUAGCCUGGUACUAUUUUCAAGGUUACCGACGAAAGACAGGUUGUUACGCUGGAGAAUCGAUGUGGAUCCUACAUGCUGUAGAUGUUGGGAUAAUCCACCAACGGCGUUGACAGACUGCAUCUCUUGGAUCAUAGCCAACAACAACACAAAUAUCAAGGAUAAACCGACAAUCGUAAAGCUCCUUCUACAGGCCACGAUAUACGUCAUAUGGCAAGAACGGAACAAUCGGAUUUUCAGACAUGAAGCUUGCUCCUCUGAGAGGAUCCGUUGGAAGCUGGACAAGGCUCUAAGGAAUAUUCUGCUCUCCAUCAGACUGCAGCACCCUAAUACGACAGGUUCAAUACUGGAGAAUUGGUAUCAUCUGAUGCGCGACAACGGAGAUUAG
Tarenaya hassleriana is the source of this 417-nucleotide messenger RNA. RefSeq lists its product as uncharacterized. The record is from RefSeq and is a predicted model, not a curated record. The transcript is spliced from 3 exons. Lineage: Eukaryota; Viridiplantae; Streptophyta; Magnoliopsida; Brassicales; Cleomaceae. The coding region runs from base 1 to 417 and encodes 138 amino acids.